Molecule: messenger RNA, 1251 nt
Organism: Plasmodium malariae
Lineage: Eukaryota; Apicomplexa; Aconoidasida; Haemosporida; Plasmodiidae
Gene: NT1
Product: nucleoside transporter 1, putative
Exons: 1
Coding region: 1-1251 (416 amino acids)
Biological process (GO): nucleoside transmembrane transport
Cellular component (GO): plasma membrane
Molecular function (GO): nucleoside transmembrane transporter activity
Source: RefSeq, a predicted model, not a curated record
AUGAGUACUAGCAAACAAGCGUCGAAAGCUCUUGUAGAUAUUGAGAAGAAAGGGGGAGAUAGCAAGUGUGAUGACAAACAAGGGUCAAAAUUAAAUAAGAGAGAACAAAUUAUUUUACCAUUAACUUUUAUUUUAAUUGGUCUGAGUUCGUUAAAUGUGUGGAAUACAGCCUUAGGAUUAAAUAUUAAUUUUAAAUAUAACACAUAUCAAAUAACCGGUUUAGUAUGUUCUUCUAUAAUAGCUCUUUUUAUUAACAUACCGAAAAUAUUAUUACCAUAUAUUUUAGGAAUGCUAGCAAUAUUAUGUGGAGGCUUUCAAAUAUCGCAUCGAUUUUUUGAAUAUAAAGAAUUUGACACGUAUUGUUUAGUGGCUUUUAUAGUAAUAGGAAUAAUGGCAGGAUUUGCACAAACAAUUGCUUUUAGUAUUGGAACAACUAUGGAAGAAAAUAUGGGGGGCUAUAUGUCUGCAGGAAUCGGUAUAUCGGGAGUUUUUAUCUUCGUUAUAAAUAUAUUGCUUGAUCUUAUUGUUUCAGAUACAAAAAUACAUGAUAUAAAUGCAGCAAAGUUAUUAUAUCUAUAUAUUAUAUGUGAAGUAUGUUUAGUACUUGCAAUUAUUUUUUGUGUAUGUAAUUUAGAAUUAUCAUCAACAUCAACUAAAAAAGAGGAGGAAAAAAAUGAUGAACCAGGGUUAUCAUACAUGGAAUUAAUUAAAGAUAGUUAUAAAGCAAUUUUGGCUAUGUUUUUAGUAAAUUGGUUAUCUCUACAAUUAUUUCCAGGAGUUGGGCAUAAAAAAUGGCAACAGCGUCAUAAAAUUACAGAUUAUUAUGUAACUAUCAUUGUUGGUAUGUUUCAAGUUUUUGAUUUUGUAAGUAGGUAUCCACCUAAUUUAAGUCAUAUUAAGAUUUUUAAAUUUUUUACUUUUUCUUUAAAUAAAUUAUUAAUAGCAAAUGUUAUUCGUAUGCUUUUUAUUCCAUGGUUUGUUUUAAACGCAGCUGUGUCUAAACCAUUUUUUGAAAGCAUCAUUCAACAGUGUAUUUGUAUGGCUUUACUUGCUUAUACUAAUGGAUGGUUUAACACAAUUCCAUUUAUAGUCUUUGUUCAAGAAUUAAAAAAAGCAAAAAAAAAGAAAGACAUUGAAACAAUAUCUACCUUCAUGGUUAUUGCUAUGUUUGUUGGUUUGUUUAUGGGUAUAUGGACGACUUAUAUUUAUAACCUAUUUCCACUUGUGCCAGAGAGUAAAGCAGAACUGUGA